AUGGAAGAAAGUGAAAAAACGUGGAAAAUGAAUUUUUCAUUGUAUAUUAAUAUACUGAUGUCAAUAUUUGGAUUUAUUGUAGCAAUAAUAUUGAUACCUAGCUUCAAAGAUAAAUUUAUAAAAGCUAACCUAUUUGGUAUUGAUAUGAAUAAAAGGAACGGUGGUAAAGUGCCAGAAGCAUUGGGAGUAGUGAGUGGAUGUAUAUUUCUCAUAACACUAUUUCUUUUUAUUCCAAUACCAUUUACUGAUAAUAUCUUCGAUAAUUCGACUUUUCCCCACCAUGAGUUUGUUGAGCUGCUGGCAGCCCUUCUGUCUAUUUGCUGUAUGCUGUUGCUUGGUUUUGUUGAUGACGUGAUAGAUCUUCAGUGGAGAUACAAACUUCUUCUACCUACAAUAGCUUCGUUACCCUUACUGAUGAUCUACUACGUUAAUUACAAUGGAACUUUGAUAAUAGUACCAAAACCUUUGAGAUGUUGGUUCGGGCUGUCAGUUAACUUGGGUCUUAUCUAUUAUGUUUACAUGGGUAUGCUGGCAGUCUUUUGUACAAACGCUAUCAAUAUAUUGGCUGGUAUAAAUGGCCUUGAAGUAGGACAAAGUCUUGUUAUUGCAUUGAGUAUUAUAAUUUUUAAUAUUAUUGAAUUGAUUGGACCAUUGUGGAAAGCUCAUCAAUUUUCACUCUACUUGAUGUUACCAUAUUUUACAACUUCUCUGGCGCUAUUCAAAUACAAUUGGUAA
Molecule: messenger RNA, 735 nt
Organism: Cotesia congregata
Lineage: Eukaryota; Metazoa; Arthropoda; Insecta; Hymenoptera; Braconidae
Source: the annotation of a GenBank genome assembly